This is a messenger RNA of Camellia sinensis, 516 nucleotides long. NCBI's taxonomy places the organism in Eukaryota, Viridiplantae, Streptophyta, Magnoliopsida, Ericales, Theaceae. The record is from RefSeq and is a predicted model, not a curated record.
AUGAAGAUGGUCGAUGAAAAGGUGGAAAGAAAAUAUAUGGGGCAAUCCUAUUAUUCUGAUUCAGUGACCAUCAUGUUGAAGGGGAAUGAAGUUGUAUUACCAAGAAUUCUGACCAUCUUCAUGGCCAUUGACUUAUCGCACAACAAAUUUAGAGGAGAGAUUCCAAAUGUCAUCCGAAAACUUCAUGGACUUCGGGAAAUCUAUGGUAGCAUACCUCGAGGCAACCAAUUUGAAACAUUUGAAAAUAGCUCAUACAAUGGGAACCUGGCAUUAUGUGGAUUUCCACUGUCGAAGGAAUGUGGAGAUAGUAAGACAUCACAACUGCAUCCAACAUCUAUGUUGCACAAGGAAGAUGAUCCAACUUUUGCGGGUGAAUUUAAUUGGAAAGUGGUAGGGAUGGGGUACGGAUGUGGAAUGGUAUUGGGUUUGGUAAUGGGAUAUCUUAUGGUCUUUAUUGGAAAAUGGCAGAAGAAAGGGAAAAGGUCAUACAAGAGUGGUGACACUGUGGAAGAAUAA